AGCCUAGUUUUCAUUGGUUGAACGGGUUAUUCGGUGUCUCUUAGCAACGGGAAAUGCUAACAGCGCCACAUGACGUACAGGACUCACUGAAUCAGCCGCUGAGCGACACCAUGAGCCUGUACGAGAAAGAGCCUGGUACCGAGGAGAGCGCAGUCACCGGCCCUUCAUUGGACGCAGAAGAUCCCCAGGAGCGAAUAGAAGCGAGGCGGCUGCGCAUUGCAGCACGAAUUGAAGCCAAGAGGCGGGAGGCACUGGGUGAGGACCUAAAGGUCCCAAAAGAGAAGAAAGAAGAGGCCAGGAAAAGCCACAAGCAGAUAGAGGACAGCAGGCAGCGACUCACAAAGCUUGUCAGUGAUGGCACCCAGCUGGUAACCAAUAUACAGAUAGCCACCGAUGCCAAAGAGACACAGAGGCGGGCAGAGGAGGAGGAGCUUAAGAGACAGAGGCGAGAGAAGUUGGACACCGAGGCCAAGAGCAGCCUGGAGAAGUUUGAUGAGAUCACCAAGAAAUGGGCGUUAGACAAACCCAAACAGGUUCCCCAGAAGAUGUGGGAGAUCCUGAACAGUCAGCAGCAGCAGUGCGCCCACCUCAUCGGGGACAAGAACAACCUCAUCAGUGAGCUCCAGAAGGAGCUGCGGAGGAAAGACGACCAGUACGUGAAGGAUCUGAAGAAACAGGCGGAGGACAUAGACCUGCUGGUCGAGAGAAUGGAGGAGCAGAUUAAGAACCUGACCAAGACGUACAGGCAGGAACUGCUGCAGAUCGAGAAAGUCUUUGAGUUGGAGCGGCGGGAGCUUUUAACAGCAAAUAGGAAUAAAUGGGAACAGGGGAUGGAAGCCCGAAGGGACAAGGAGCUCGAGACCCUGAUGAGCCGGAUGAGGAAGGUGGAGGAGUACGAGCAGCAGCUGAAGCAGCUGAGGGUGCAGGACGGGGAGGAAUAUAAUAUGAUCAAGAUCAAACUGGAGGCUGAUGUUCAGGUCCUACAGCAGCAGCUGCAGCAGAUGAAGGCCACAUACCAGCUGAACCAGGAGAAGCUCGAGUACAACUACCAAGUGCUGAAGAAGCGAGACGAGGAGAACACCAUCACCAAAUCCCAGCAGAAACGCAAGAUUACCCGGCUGCAGGAUGUGCUGAAUAACCUGAGGCUGAAGCAGGCCAAGCAAGUGAAACAGUAUAAGGAGGAGAACCAGUCGCUGAUGGAUGACUAUAAGAGGAUAGUGGAGCAAUACAAAGAGUUGCAGAAGAAGAUGAGGCAUUUCUCCGCUGUGGAUGCCAAGAUGUUUGAGGACAUCUGGUUAAUGAAUGAAGAGGAGAUGAAGCAGUUGGUCCAAAAGGCGCUGGAAGCUGAUCGUAUCAUUCAGGAGCAGCAGCUGGGGAUGCGCUGGGAGCCUCCGGAACUUGGGUUCUUGGACAAUGUUGGGCCACUCCUGGCAAAGCAAAAGGAUCAGAAGCCGGCAAUCACCGUAGCGCAAGAAGUCAUGUCCUCUAAUGCACACAGGGACGAGAGUCCGGCCAUGUUGGGACAGAGCGACGGUAGGGUGCGUCAGGGGGGCCCAGCUGUCUCUGCUCAGACUGUUAAGCACAUCCUGGAGUUGCUCUGCGACGAGUCGGGCUUCCUCAUAGAGAACAAACUGACGCGGCUGCUGUCCCCCCUGGACAAGGACGAGAGGUCCCUCAUUAAACUCGACUCCAUUUUCGGGGCUCUUGGCAUCGCAGUGGAGGAGGAUGUGUACAAACUGGUCGAGUUCUUCUGUAGGUACAAGAGAGAGCGCAGCGCGGCCAAACCGGAUGAAGAUGGAGAUGCGGGAGAAUCCAACGCUGACAGCAGCGCAGGGGGGAGCCAUGGACCCCAAGGGCUUAUCCAUCCCAAUGAGGUUCUGGGGGCCAUCAAGGCUUUUGUUAUGGAGUUCCAGAAACCAAGGGAGAGAACAGCGCCCCCCAGGCUGAUGGAGGAACGAGACAGCAGUGAAGACGCCACAUACUGGGCUGCAGCAGCAAAAGCCAUUCCUGAGUCGCGGCUGAGAGUGUGGGACGCCCUGGAAUCUGCUCUGGAGAAGUAUCAUAAUGUCCUGAGUGGCCGGGCCCAGCUGAUAACAGAGACAGUGAGUCUGAGACAUCAGAACACAGAGCUACGGACUCUGCUCCACCAGUACCUCAACUCCCAGGUCAAUGCGGAACUGGAAAUCCCCCCAACCCAGAUGCUGCAGGGGGAGUAUUCGCACACGUGAGUGGGGGGCGCAGUGUCCCUAUCCGGACUGUCUCGCUGGGCAACGCUCACUUUCUCCAAUAAAUUAUAUUUAUUACAGUAAA
Xenopus tropicalis (tropical clawed frog) is the source of this 2310-nucleotide messenger RNA. It is a transcript of the gene drc1, whose product is annotated as dynein regulatory complex subunit 1. Gene Ontology annotation, cellular component: axonemal dynein complex. NCBI's taxonomy places the organism in Eukaryota, Metazoa, Chordata, Amphibia, Anura, Pipidae. Bases 54 to 2228 code for a protein of 724 amino acids. The transcript is spliced from 18 exons. The record is from RefSeq and is a predicted model, not a curated record. Gene Ontology annotation, biological process: axonemal dynein complex assembly; protein-containing complex assembly; axoneme assembly.